Messenger RNA from Saprolegnia diclina VS20, 1881 nucleotides. RefSeq lists its product as hypothetical. Lineage: Eukaryota; Oomycota; Saprolegniomycetes; Saprolegniales; Saprolegniaceae. The transcript is spliced from 17 exons. Gene Ontology annotation, cellular component: P-body; PAN complex. The coding region runs from base 40 to 1809 and encodes 589 amino acids. Gene Ontology annotation, biological process: mRNA processing; nuclear-transcribed mRNA poly(A) tail shortening. The record is from RefSeq and is a predicted model, not a curated record. Gene Ontology annotation, molecular function: poly(A) binding.
CUCGACACCAAGCAGGCGACGACGACGACGACAAGACGCAUGGCCUACAACCCCACUGGAUCGCGCUUCGGGGCCUACGCCCAAGACCCGCGGUACCCGCCACUCCAGCCCUCGACAGCCAUGGCCGACCGGUCCGUGACGACGUCGCCGCCGCAAGCCGCCGCAGGCAACGCUUCGCAAUGGACGUCGCCACCUCCAGUCGCCCGCCCGAGCCCGAAGACGUCGCCGCUCGUCAAUAGCGAACUCACAUCGACGGCCGCGCCAUUCGUGCCCAAGCAGCAUGCGGCGCCCGAGCCCAUGGUGCAGGUUACGCGGGGCGGCUGCAUCUUUUACGUCCCCGAGUCCGAAGCGAAAGCGACGCCGACGAACGCAGUCUUGCGCCACGGACCCGGCGCGCAGCUCCACGUCGAUAUCCAGCCACCAUACGCUGCGUCGGCCUCGGUCAUUCCUUCGUCGCCGAUUGUGACUACGCGCCGGUCGCUGGCGUCCAUGGCGCUGGCGCCAACGGUCCGGCGUCAGCUCGACGCCGAGCACGAAGACAUGCUGCGGCAGGUGCAUCCGUCCGACGAGCGGUACAAGGAGAUCCCGUCGCAGUUCCACUGUAUGUGGCCGCUGGACGUCCAGGACGACGCGCUGCAUCGUAACGUCGCGGGCAGCUUUGGGUAUCCCUCGCACUGCUACAAGGUGAUUAGCGAGACGGACGGACGCACGUAUGCACUGCGCCGCGUCGAGAACGUGCGUACGACACCAGGAAUCACACAGCAAGCUGUCGACAAGUGGAAGAAGGUGGUUCACGCCAACGUCGUGCCGCUCCAUCGCGCGUUCGUGUCCCACGGCGCGCUCUUCUUUCUCUCCGAGUACUACCCGACCGCCACGUCACUGCAUGCCAAGUACUUUGGGAGCCAAGCGUCGUCAGUCGCGUCCGAGGCUUUUCUGUGGAGUCUCUUGACCCAAGUCACGGGGGCACUCCGGGCCAUCCACCGCCACGACAUGGCCUGCCAAGCCAUUGCACUCCGACGCCUCCUUGUCACGGGACACAACCGCGUGCGCAUCAGUGGCACCGGUGUCCUCGACGUUCUCGAGUAUGACACGUCCAAAUCCAAGCGUGUCGAAGCGCUACAGCAAGACGACUUGGUCAACCUCGGCAAGGUCGUGCUCAGCCUUGGUGUCCGACAAGAGAUGUCGGCGACGUCCAACGUCUCGGACCUUCUCGCACAGUUUGCGACCACCUUCUCGGACGAGCUCACGGCCGUCGUCCGUGGUCUCACGCUCCAAAGCACCACCUCGGCGAAUGACCUCGCACUGAUGCUCUUUGAUCGCACCCAGGCCGAGCUCGACACGCAGUACAGUCUGGCCGAUGAGCUGGAAGCGCAGUUGUCGUCCGAGUACCAGAACGGCCGCAUGCUGCUGUUGAUGCUCAAGCUCGGUCUGAUCAACGAGCGCCCGGAUUUCAACUUGGACAGCUCGUGGGCCGAGACGGGGGACCGCUACCUCCUCAAGCUCUUCCGCGACUAUGUCUUCCACCAGGUCGACGAAGAGAACCGACCGGUGCUCGACUUUGGUCACAUUGUCGACGCUCUCAACAAGCUCGACGGCGCGUCGGCCGAGAAGAUUCUCCUCUCGUCCCGGGACGGCCAGUCGGUCCUUGUCGCGUCGUACGCAGAAGUCCACAAGUGCGUCAAGCAGGCCUUUAGCGAGCUGGUGGCCGCGGCCCAGCGCCAGCGCCCGUCGACAACGCCGCUCGCCAAGCCCGCACCGUACGGCGGUCGCAGUACCAACGGCCGUGGGCGCGGGCGUGGCCGGGGCUGAUGCGUCUCCACUUGUAGUAGUCUCUUCAUUCUUUCCUCGCUGACGACCUUAUAAAAAACGCAAUACCUCCGU